Messenger RNA from Miscanthus lutarioriparius, 909 nucleotides. The record is from the annotation of a GenBank genome assembly. Lineage: Eukaryota; Viridiplantae; Streptophyta; Magnoliopsida; Poales; Poaceae.
AUGGAGGAUGAUGCGGAGGAGUUAGCGAGUUCCGGAGGUUUAUCGGUGAGCCAAACCAAUCGAGCCCAAUGGAAUGAUGUUAAUAGUGCUUGCUUGUUAGAAUUGUGCCUGGAGCAACGUGCAGCAGGAACAUAUAAUGGUUCACAAAUGAGUGGUGAAGGUUACGGAGCCGUUAUCGACGGGUUACUGGCUAGAAGGCGUUUGCUUUAUAACCGUUUACAGGUGAAGAACCAAAUACUCAUACUGAAAAGCACCUACUCUUUCUGGUGUUACAUGCAAACACACACGGGAUUGGGGAGGAAACUAGAUGGAUCCAUUGAUGCCGACUCUGAUUUCUGGAUAACAAAUACAGAGAAGAAACCAUACCUAAAGAAGCUGAAGUGGGGUCCUCCAGCAAAUGAGGAUUUGCUUGACCAACUUUUUAGAGGGUGCACUGUGGAUGGAAGCAGUGCCUUUGUGCCUGGAGAUGAUUAUGGUGAGAGUCAGGGGCAAGAUGAAGAGUCAGAGGAAGAGGAAGACUUUCAAACAACACCUAGAAGUACAAGCACCCAGAGGAGCCAGAAGGGCAAGAGGUCAUUAAGCACUUCAAGCAUUUUGUCAAGUCCAGUGAAGAAAAGCAAGAGCCCAAUGGUGAAGGUUGUGACGGACAUAGCCAGUACCUACAAGGAGUCCGUCGCAAUCAACACUAAGGAAAUGCAGAAACGUGCAAUUGAGAAGGCUGCACGUUCUGUCGAGAGGUGUCAAGAGCUGGCAUUUGAGUGUGGCGUUGAGCGAACCGUUGAAGCUGUCUAUGCUAUGUCCAAGAUGUUCAAAACAAAGUACCAAAGGGAGUUCUUCUGUGGCAAAUUAACUCGUGACCUUAGGUUGGGGUACUUCAAGAAAUGGUGCAGGGACAACAAUAUGGAGUAG